This is a messenger RNA of Rhineura floridana, 3750 nucleotides long. It is a transcript of the gene SAMD1, whose product is annotated as sterile alpha motif domain containing 1. Bases 370 to 1830 code for a protein of 486 amino acids. The record is from RefSeq and is a predicted model, not a curated record. NCBI's taxonomy places the organism in Eukaryota, Metazoa, Chordata, Lepidosauria, Squamata, Rhineuridae. The transcript has 5 exons. Gene Ontology annotation, molecular function: protein binding; DNA binding.
AUUCCUGCUGUUGACUUCUGACUGACGCGGCCAGAGAGCGCCCUUUCUAGUCGGCGCGGCCGCUAAGGGGUCACCGAGAAUUCUCCUGCUCCACCUUAAGCCGCCAAGGGUAGGGAGGCUACGGGAGGCAACAGCGCCUCCUUAAGCGGCUGCGGGUCCCGCUCGGGCGGUGGUGGAGGCGGCGGCGCGUGCGGCUGGGGGAAGGGGAGGGAGGAGCUCGCGCUGCCCGGACCAGCCCGCGCGCCGCCGCUUCCAGCAGCAGCAGCGCCUGCCGGGCGGAGGGUCUAGUUCGCGCCGUGCGGGCAAGAGCUGAGGCCAAGGCGGAGCGGCGCACGGGGGCUGCGAAGCCCCGGGGGAGGCGGCAACACGAUGGCCGGGCCCCCGCCGCCGCCCCCGGGCCAGGAGGCGCCGCGUUACCAAGAGUGGAUCUUGGACACCAUUGACUCGCUGCGCUCGCGCAAGGCGCGCCCGGACCUGGAGCGCAUCUGUCGCAUGGUGCGCCGGCGGCACGGCCCGGAGCCGGAGCGCACCCGCGCCGAGCUGGAAAAGCUCAUCCAGCAGCGCGCCGUGCUCCGCGUCAGCUAUAAGGGAAGCAUCUCGUACCGCAACGCUGCGCGGGUCCAGCCACCCCGGCGAGGCGGAACGCCCGCCGCCAGUCCGGCGGCCCCGCAGAGGCCGGCCCGCACUUCCCCGCCCAGCGCUCCCGCCGCCACCGCGCCGCCCCGGUCCUCCCAGCGUGCAGCGCCUCGCGCAGAGCCAGCCGCGCCCCCGCCACCUCUUCCUCCGCCACCACCUCCUCCUCCUCCUCGGCGGACCGGCCGGGAGCGACCGCCGCCUCCCCCACCCCAAGAGGAGUCCUCCCCCGUUAGCCUAAGAGAGAUUGUGCGCUACUUGGGCGGCGACGGCACCGCGCCGGGGGGCGGCCGAGUGACUCGAGGCCGAGCACAGGGGCUGCUCCAAGAGGAGAGGCUGGAGAGGACUCGCUUGGGUGGUGGCGGGGGCGGCGGCAACAACGUCGCUUUGCCCAGGGCGGAGAGAGGCGCGCAGGCCCGGGCUCCCAAUGCCAGGGCGUAUAGGAACAAGAAAGCAGGUGAGGAGGUCAAGGGUGAAGAAGAAGAAGAGGAGGAGGAGGAGGAGGAGGAGGAAGAGGAUGAAGCCUCCACUAUGUCUGAAGGUUCAGAAGUGGCACAAGAUUAUGAAGCCAGCAACUAUAGCAGACCUGGGAUAGGCCAGGUGAAUGGGGACUGUAAGGACAGCAAGCAUGGUGGGAAAGAGAUCCCACCCAGCAGUGCCCUCACCAGAAACCUGCGCUCCCUUCAGGAGCAGCCCUUGGACAAAGGAUUGGAGCAGCCUCACCAUGAAGAAAAUGAGCAUUGUCAUACAAAGGCCUCUUGGCCUGGAGAAAGUGCCUGUCACCAUCUGGGGGGCAGCAAGAAAGAUGGCAGCACCUAUCAGCAGCCAGACAGAGCAGUGUCACCAGCUGUUGCAGGUACUGAGCCCUCUGUGCCCUCAUCUCCUGGGAGACCUGGCAUCCAGGCAGAUGGGAGACCAUUCAGUUGCACCUCGGUGAAGGAGAAGCCGUCUGACCCAGUGGAAUGGACUGUGAGUGAUGUUGUGGAUUAUUUCACAGAAGCUGGGUUUGCUGAGCAAGCAUCUGCCUUUCAAGAACAGGAGAUCGAUGGGAAGUCUCUGCUGCUGAUGCAGCGCACUGAUGUGCUGACUGGCCUGUCUAUCCGCCUGGGACCUGCCCUCAAGAUCUACGAGUACCACAUCAAGGUGCUGCAGCAGUGCCACUUCGAGGAGGAUGAGGGCGACUCCUUCAUGGGCUGAGAACGGGCACAGCUUGUGGAGGGAGGGAGGGAGGGAGGGGGGAGGGGGAAAGAAGUAAAUGGGGACUCUGCCAGCCGCUACUGUCUCAGCCAUUUCAGCCUUUCUCUGCCUCCAUGAAAACAAGAGAGCAGCUGUGUGGGAAGGGCUUUUUGACCAGAAAUUGUGAGAGAAGGGUGGGGACCAGAAAUGAUGAUCCAGGCUUUGUGGCUUCUCAAUCCUGGUUGUCCAGAGACAGAAAAAAGUAGCGAGGGAGGGAGGGAGGGCUGCAAAAUCCCAUUCUCUCAUCCUAUCUGUGUUAUCUACCCCAGCUUUUUACUUGCCACAGUGCACUGGCUGUUCUUGGGAAAGGGUGGAGAGGUGGGAUUUUGCUCCUCUUCCCAGCCGCAAUUUAACUGAGAUAAUUUGUGCUUCAGCACCCCCUCCUUGCCCCACCACAGUAGCACUUGAUGGCCCGACUUGUUCCCUCCCUUUGUUGCUGUGAUCAAGGCAAAGAUAGAGCCUGCUGGAGGUGUCAGGAGGUUUUAAUCAAAUAUCUUUUUAUUCUCUUUUCUGUUUGGGUAGGCUUUUCUUCCAAUUUUCAUGUCGUUGCCCAGAGUCAACUACUUUUUAUUAUUUCUUUCCCAUUUUAAAAAAAUAUAAAUAUUUAAACUGGAAAAAAAAUCCCAAUUGGUUUAGUAUUCCCAGACCUGUUAGCCCUCUGGAAGGGGUAAUGGAACACCUAAAAUGAACACGUGUCUAACGGAUGAAUGUGUGUGUAAGAGGGGGUAGAAGUUCUGAAUUCUGCUCUUAGCUCCUGGGCUGGGGGAGCUGAGUGUCAUCAAUUAUUUGAAAGCCGUUCUGAUAUACUGAUUAGCCAACAGUUGGGAGUAGAAUGGAGGAGUUCUGGCUUGGUUCUUAGCACGAUGAUCAACUGGGGUAAAAGUACAGUAACAAUUGCACAAUCACAAAAGAGUCUAAAGUUAAACACUUAGGAUUUAGAGAAAGGCUCUUUAUGGUGGCAGGGGCACAUAACCCGUGUGUGUGUGUGUGUAUUCACAGCCAAUGGCUUACCUAAUGUUCUUACAUGGGAAGUAUAGCAGAUAAUAUCAGCAAUGUAAAUGCUUUGUGAACUGGAAAAAGAGUGGGGAUGGGAACUGCCCACGAGCCCUGUUUAAGAAAACGUGGUGGUGGUUUUUGCUACCUUAAGACUAGAUCUUGUUAAAACAGGCCAAGCCCAUAAAGGUAGACUGUAACAGCAAGAGGAGGCUGUUUGCACACAUCAAGUGGAGAGGACCUAGCUGGGCCACACUACACAAAAUCUGAGUAUUCUUGGUGAUUUUGAGUGUUCACUGUACGUAAUCUUGAAUACCCCCAGUUGCUUAGGAAACAUUUGUUCCACAAAUCAGUUUGAAACUAAUUUCACUGUCAUGGCUUUCUAUAAAGAACUAUAGGAACAGAAACUUGGUUGAGGUUGCUGAGCCCUCUUUCUUGUACUAUCUUGUACCCUUUAUUAAACUGCAGUUCAGCUGCAGUUCCUAGAAUUCAUUUUUUAAGAGCCAUGGCAGGGGGGUUUGAAACUGGUAUAGAUUUGGAAUGUAGACAGGACCUUAGUGCAGUGUGAGGAUUGAUGGGUAGGUAAUGUAGUUGCCUUGUUUUGUUGUGACCCAGAAACAAGAGAAGUGUAUGUAGAGACGCACCCCAACAUGCAUGACUAGAGGAAUGCACAGCUAGACAGGAGCACACUGAAUUUAUGUUCUCAAAUUUUUAUUUGGAACCAUGAGGGCUAGAAACUUAUUGUUUGAACUUUGAAAGCAGAGGUUCUCAAUGUUGUAGCACAAAAGUGCCUCAGGGGCUUACAUACCGGCUGCAUGUUGCCCCCUAUUGCACUAGACCCUAUUUUGUCCAGAGCUGGGAAUAAAAAACAAGAUUUUUGGGUUCUAA